AGAGAGCGGGCGGCGGGCGUCCGUGGAGUAGCGCUCCCGCCUGCCCGCUCGGCUUCGUACUGGGAGGACGCGCCCACCGCCCGCGCGCCCGCCGAGCACCCGGCCGGCGCGCUCGGUUUCUCCGCAGAAGCCGGCCGUGCACCUAGGAAUUAACCGGCGGCGCGGGCGGGAGGGAGCGGAGCGGGCGGGGGGAUGCUGAGCGCGCGCGAGAACAAUAAUAAGAUCGUGUUUGCGGUCGCUGCCCGAGGAGGAAUUCGGAGGCGGCGCGAGGCCCGGCGCUCGCGCGGCGCCCGGGAGCCGGGAGGCAGGCCGGCGGCGGCAUGAGGCUAGCGGCGCUGCGCCUGUGAGCAGCGCGCGGCGGCGGCGGGCGAGCGCCAAGCGGCCGGGGCUCCCCUCCCCCGCUGCCGGGCGGUGAUUUGCGGGCCCGCUGAGCCCCCCGCCCACUCGCCUCGGCCGCCGCCUCGCGCUUCCCCUCGUCGGCGCGGCCGCCCGCCCGGUUCGAGGCCCGCGGGAGCGCGGCGCAGCCCUCGGCCCGCGGGGGCGGCCUCCCGGCAUCUUCGCGGCGACCAAGGACGACCCGGGAGGGGAGCGUCCGGGAUGGCGCGUCCGCGGCCCCGCGAGUACAAAGCAGGCGACCUAGUCUUUGCCAAGAUGAAGGGCUACCCGCACUGGCCGGCGCGGAUUGAUGAACUUCCAGAGGGAGCUGUGAAACCUCCAGCAAACAAAUAUCCUAUCUUCUUUUUUGGCACUCAUGAAACUGCAUUUCUAGGUCAAGACCUUUUUCCGUAUAAGGAAUACAAGACAAGUUUGGGAAGUCAACAACGGAAAGGAUUUAAUGAAGGAUUGUGGGAAAGAAAUAACCCAGGAGUCAAAUUUACUGGAUACCAGGCAAUUCAGCAACAAAGCUCUUCAGAAACUGAGGGAGAAGGAAACACUGCAGAUGCAAGCAGUGAGGAAGAAGGUGAUAGAGUAGAGGAAGAUGGAAAAAGGCAAAAGAAAAAAUGAAAAGGAGGUUCAAAACGGAAAAAGUCAUAUACAUCAAAGAAAUCCUCUAAACAAUCCCGGAAAUCUCCAGGAGAUGAAGAUGAUAAAGAUUGCAAAGAAGAAGAAAACAAAAGCAGCUCUGAGGGUGGAGAUGCUGGCAAUGACAGAAACACAACUUCAGACUUGCAGAAAACCAGUGAAGGGGUAGGAUAG
Sciurus carolinensis (gray squirrel) is the source of this 1197-nucleotide messenger RNA. RefSeq names its product HDGF like 3 (gene Hdgfl3). NCBI's taxonomy places the organism in Eukaryota, Metazoa, Chordata, Mammalia, Rodentia, Sciuridae. Gene Ontology annotation, cellular component: nucleus. Gene Ontology annotation, molecular function: double-stranded DNA binding; transcription coregulator activity. The record is from RefSeq and is a predicted model, not a curated record. Gene Ontology annotation, biological process: regulation of transcription by RNA polymerase II.